Molecule: messenger RNA, 417 nt
Organism: Chelonoidis abingdonii (Abingdon island giant tortoise)
Lineage: Eukaryota; Metazoa; Chordata; Testudines; Testudinidae
Product: histone H2A type 2-C-like
Cellular component (GO): nucleosome
Molecular function (GO): structural constituent of chromatin; DNA binding; protein heterodimerization activity
Source: RefSeq, a predicted model, not a curated record
AUGUCAGGCCAAGGCAAGCAGGGAGGUAAAGCGAGAGCCAAGGCAAAGUCUCGCUCCUCUCGGGCUGGGCUGCAGUUCCCAGUGGGUCGAGUGCAUUGGCUGCUCCGCAAAGGUAAUUAUGCUGAGCAGGUGGGGGCUGGAGCUCCAGUCUAUAUGGCCGCGGUACUGGAGUAUCUGACCGCUGAGAUUCUCGAGUUAGCCGGCAACGCUGCUCAGGACAACAAGAAAACCAGAAUCAUCCCCCACCACCUGCAGCUCGCUAUCCAUAAUGACAAGGAGCUCAAUAAACUCCUGGGGAAAGUGACGAUCGCUCAGGGGGGUGUCCUGCCCAACAUCCAGGCCGUGCUGCUGCCCAAGAAAAGUGAGAGCCACAAGGCCAAGAGCAAGUGAAGGUAAUCGGGAAGAAGCAAAAAUCUU